This is a messenger RNA of Exophiala dermatitidis NIH/UT8656, 1614 nucleotides long. RefSeq names its product amidase. The record is from RefSeq and is a predicted model, not a curated record. The coding region runs from base 1 to 1614 and encodes 537 amino acids. The transcript is spliced from 6 exons. NCBI's taxonomy places the organism in Eukaryota, Fungi, Ascomycota, Eurotiomycetes, Chaetothyriales, Herpotrichiellaceae.
AUGGCCAUCUCACCACCGGCAGAAUGGGAAUCCAUUGCUGCUGCCAAACGGGCAGCCUUGAUGAAGAGCAUUCCUCCUGAGUGGUUGGUCCCAGCAGAAGUGUUGCCAUCGAAAAGCCAGCUAGAUGUUACUUCGUUUCCCGAAUCGUCCGGAUGGUUCACUCCCGAAGAGCUGAAAAUAACUUCAAGCACGUCAGAAGAGAUCCUCGAGCGUAUUAGGGACAAGACCUGGAGUGCAAAGGCCGUUACAUCGGCAUUUUGCAAGAGAGCAGCAGCAGCACACCAAUUGACGAACUGUCUAAGUGAAACCAUGUUUCCCGAGGCGUUGGCAGCCGCAGAGGCCCUGGACGAAGCAUUUAGCCGGACUGGAGCUGUUGUUGGUCCUCUCCAUGGCCUGCCAAUCUCGAUCAAGGACAACUUCAAUGUCGUUGGCAAGGACUCGACGGUUGGGUUUGUGUCGUGGUGCAACAAGCCACACAAGCAAAACAGUGUCCUGGUCGAUUUACUCAAGUCUCUUGGUGCCGUCAUCUACGUCAAGACCAACGUGCCAACGGCAAUGAUGAUGGCCGAGACCGUCAACAACACUUUUGGAAGAACACUGAAUCCUCUUCGACUUACAACCACGCCCGGCGGAAGUUCCGGAGGCGAGUCUGCCCUCCUCGCAUUCCACGGCAGUCCUUUGGGCGUGGGAACAGAUAUUGGCGGUUCGUUGCGCAUUCCAGCAUCGUGCACCGGUAUUUUCACUCUACGGCCAUCGCUUGGCCGGUUCCCAACCGCGGGAUGUACCUCGGGCCUUGCUGGACAAGAAUCAGUCAACAGCGUCAACGGACCCAUGGGACCGACGCUGUCGGAUUUGAAAUUGUUCGCCAAGUCGGUCGUUGACUCGAAGCCCUGGUUGAAAGACCCCAAAGCGCUUCCGAUCCCCUGGCGGGACGUGCAGCUGCCGAAAAAGUUGAAGUUUGGUGUCAUUUGGAACGAUCGCCAAGUGACCCCUACGCCACCUGUCCAGAGAGCCCUAAAGACGACCGUGGAGAAGCUUCGAAAAGCCGGACACGAAGUCGUCGACUGGGAUUCCUCGAGCCAUCCGCAGGCUCUGAACAUUCUGUCUCGCUUCUUUGUCGCUGAUGGCGGCAAAUCUUGCCGCAAGGCACUCGAGCCCGUUGGCGAGCCUUUCCAUCCUCAGAUGAAGGCAUACGAGGAGGCCACCGAGAUGGGCUGCUACGACCUGUGGCAGCUGCAUCUGGAACGCAACAAGCUGUGUCAGGAGUACAUUGACCGCUGGGCGGAAGCUGGCAUCGACGGCAUCCUCAGCCCAACCACUCCUUUCAGCACGGUGGAACAUGAAAAGUACAAACAUGUGGCGUAUACGGCCAUCUGGAACAUCCUCGACUAUUCCGCCGUCAACUUCCCGUCAGGCGUUGCAGUGGACAAGAACCAGGACACGGUGCCGGCCGAUUUCUCACCAUUGAGCGAGCUUGACAAAGAGAUAAACAGUGAAUACAACCCAGCAGCCGUUGAUGGCAUGCCGGUUGGGCUGCAAAUUAUUGGCAGAAGAUUGGAAGAAGAGAAGACGCUUGAGAUGACUGGUGCUAUCCUCGACGCUUUGAAAGCAUAG